This is a messenger RNA of Chaetomium fimeti, 2973 nucleotides long. RefSeq names its product SPX domain-containing protein. Gene Ontology annotation, biological process: phosphate ion transport; cellular response to phosphate starvation. Gene Ontology annotation, cellular component: plasma membrane; Golgi apparatus; cytoplasm. NCBI's taxonomy places the organism in Eukaryota, Fungi, Ascomycota, Sordariomycetes, Sordariales, Chaetomiaceae. The annotation marks the transcript as partial. The record is from RefSeq and is a predicted model, not a curated record. The transcript is spliced from 4 exons. Gene Ontology annotation, molecular function: inositol hexakisphosphate binding.
CGACCGCAAUUGGAACUGACACGGCCGCCAAGGUUCGCAAAAGAGCUUGAUCAAGACGCUGUCCCAGAAUGGCGCGUCAAAUAUCUCAACUACAAGGCCGGUAAAAAACACGUCAAAACCGUCUCGCGGGCUAUCCACCGAGCAAAUGCGACGCCGAUAUUGACGAGGAGGGGCACCGAGGCACCUCAGGCCAAUACUCCGGGUACCUUCUUCGGAAUUAACCAUAGCUUCACCCCGCCCCGGCGGAAAGCUGAGGGGCCGAACGGUGGCCUUGCCAGUGAACCGGCUUUGUUCCGGUCCGGGUCCUCGUCUGGUCAGCAGGGGAGGAGCGUCCACCCUGGGGGGGGUGAGCGGUCGGGGCUGGCCAGGACACCGGGAAGUGGCAUACAAUAUGGCAGUAUCGGGCCAUCGCCGUCGCGGGCGAGCGACAGGCAUGAUUUUGAGCUUCCCGCCCCCGCUAUUAGGGUCCUAUCGAACCCGGACGACCCUGGCCCGAUCCGUGGCUCCCUUCCGCGUAGCGCUACGAUGACGACAACUACGCGGCCGGACCACCGCUCCCCAUCGUUGUUCACCCUUCCGUCCAGCGGAACAGCUUUGACACCCCGUAUGCGGGUCGCUCGACUGUUCUCAACCAGUUCCACGGCCCCUCGGCAAACGCUAAACAAAAUUGAGAUCGGGAUGCAAAACCUGGACUACGUUCGUUCGGCUGAGCGCGACUUUUUCAGCUUCCUCGAUAGCGAGCUAGACAAGAUUGAGACCUUCUACAAGGAGAAGGAGGAUCAAGCAACCGAGCGUUUGGCCGCGCUUCGAGCACAGUUACACGAGAUGCGCAACAGGCGGACCGCCGAGAUCGUCGAGUCGAAAGCGAGAAAAAAGCAGGGUCACAGUACCGGUCGCAGCGAUGACGAUAACACCGUUGGGCGGCCCAGGGAUGAUAAUCGCGAUUGGAUCAGUCCGAUCAAGGACAGGUUUUCCAGGACCGGUCCUAAUUCCAAGGCCCUGCAGAAAAUGACACGCACUCCCAUCAUGGCGGGUCAGGUAAUGGAUGAGGGCCGAGACUAUGUGCGACAGCCUCAAGACGACGAUGUUCCGUACCGGACGGCGAAGCGGAAGCUCAAGCUGGCCAUGCAGGAAUUCUACCGCGGCCUCGAGUUACUGAAAUCAUAUGCCCUAUUGAACCGGACGGCGUUUCGCAAGCUCAACAAGAAGUACGACAAGGCGGUGAAUGCCCGCCCCCCUUACCGAUACAUGAACGAGAAGGUGAGCAAGUCCUGGUUUGUCAAUAGCGACAUUCUGGACGGGCACAUACAUACCGUGGAAGACUUGUACGCCAGAUACUUCGAAAAGGGCAACCACAAAAUCGCCGCCGGAAAGCUCCGAGCCCUGCAGAAGCGCCAUGGGGAUUCAUCAGACAGCGCAUUCCGCAGCGGCCUGAUGAUCGGCAUCGGCGCAGUUUUUACCAUUCAGGGGCUCAUAUACGGCUCCGAGUUUCUCUUCAACGAGGAAGACGACAACUUAGCUGAACAAACGAAAUACCUGCUGCAGCUGUACGGGGGAUAUUUCCUCAUGCUCCUCCUCUUCGCCUUGUUCACACUGGAUUGCCGGGCGUGGACGAAGAACAAGGUCAACUAUCCGUUCAUCUUCGAGUUUGAUGCGAGGAACUUCCUGGACUGGAAACAGGUGGCCGAGUUUCCCAGCUUCUUCUUUGCGCUGUUUGGCGUGUUCAUCUGGCUCAAUUUCUCGAAGCUGGGGGACUGGGAGGGGUUAUAUCUCUAUUACCCCGUUGUCUUGAUAUGCAUCACGCUGGUCAUUAUCUUUUUUCCGGCACCUGUCUUGCAUCACAAGGCAAGGAGGUGGUUCCUGUACUCCCAUUAUCGGUUGCUCUUGUCGGGUUUGUAUCCAGUAGAGUUUCGGGAUUUCUUUCUGGGCGAUAUGUGGUCAAUCUGGGAUCUCUUCAUGGAUUUCUCCCUUUUGCAAGCCAACGCUCGCCGCCGGUAUCUCCGCGACAUCACAGCCCUCCGCCCCGUCUGGAUUUACUACGCCAUUAUGGUAAUCGACCCGAUCCUGCGCUUCUCCUGGAUCUUUUACGCCAUCUUCACCCACGACACCCAGCACAGCACCAUCGUCUCCUUCCUGGUCUCCCUCGCCGAGGUCGUCCGCCGCGGCAUGUGGACCCUACUCCGCGUGGAGAACGAACACUGCGCCAACGUCGCCCAGUACAAGGCCGCCCGCGACACCCCGCUCCCCUACCACCUCGAGCAGUUCGUCCAGCGCCCCAGCCUCGAGGUCGCAGCCACCGCCGCCGCCGCCGCCGCCGCCGCAACGGUCGCCACCCUCGACGGCAUGCCCAUCACCGCAACCACCCAACCACCCGCACCAACCACGCCCCACCCCACCACCCCCGGACGCCCAGACACCGCCGGCACGCUCAUGCUCCCCACCGCCGCGCGCACCCCGCGCAGCGACACGGGGGAGAUGGCACCACCACCACCACCACCACCAUCCGCCUCCCCCGGCAUGGGCACCGCCACCGCAACAGCCCUCGAGGAAGGCGGUGGCGGCGGCAUGAUAAGACCGGGCGGCACGUUCCGCCGCCGCCGCGCCGACACGCUCGGCAAGAUGUCGAUCCGGCAGGCGAUGGCGGAGGCGCACAAGCAGGACUUUGAGAAGCGGCGGCCGGCGGCGGGGGGCGGGGAGCGUGGGAAGGAUAGUAGGGUGGUGGAUGGGGAUGGGGAGGUGGAGGGGGAUGUGUUGGGGAGUGAGGAGGAUGAGGAUGAGGAUGAGGAUGAUGAUGAGGGUGAUGAUGAGGGUGAUAAUGAGGGGGGUGGGUUGGGGGGAGAGGAGGUGAAGAGUGAGGAUGAGGAUGAUGAGGAUGGGGGUGUUGGAGGGGAUGUGAGAAGGGAGGAGAGGGUUGCGUUGAGGACGGGGAGGGGGGCGAGGAGGGGGGAGGCGGAGAGGGGAUUGCGGAAGUAG